UAAGGGGACGGGCGGCCGGCGGGGGCGGCCAUGGCGGUGCUGCUGGAGACCACCCUGGGCGACCUCGUCGUCGACUUGUACAGCGAGGAGCGGCCCCGAGCUUGUUUGAAUUUCCUGAAGUUGUGCAAAAUAAAAUAUUACAACUACUGCCUGAUUCAUAAUGUACAGAGAGAUUUUAUCAUUCAAACCGGUGACCCUCUGGGGACGGGGCGAGGAGGCGAGUCAGUGUUUUGCAAACUGUACGGUGAUCAGGCCAGUUUUUUUGAAGCAGAAAAAGUGCCACGAAUUAAGCACAAGAAAAAGGGCACCGUGUCAAUGGUGAACAAUGGCAGCGAUCAACAUGGGUCUCAGUUUCUUAUUACUACGGGGGAAAACCUUGAUUACCUUGAUGGUGUACACACAGUGUUUGGUGAGGUCACGGAAGGCAUGGAUGUACUGAUGAAAAUAAAUGAGACCUUUGUUGAUAAGGAAUUUGUACCUUACCAGGACAUAAGGAUCAACCAUACAGUGAUUCUAGAUGACCCAUUUGAUGACCCACCCGGUUUACCAAUUCCUGAUCGCUCACCAGAUCCCACCAAGGAGCAAUUAAAUAGCGGCCGAAUCGGAGCAGAUGAAGAGAUCGAUGAUUUCAAAGGCAAGUCUGUUGAAGAAGUGGAAGAAAUCAUGGCAGAGAAAGAGGCAAAAACCCAGGCUAUUCUUUUGGAAAUGGUGGGAGAUUUACCGGAUGCAGACAUAAAACCUCCAGAAAAUGUGCUUUUUGUGUGUAAAUUGAAUCCUGUGACUACGGAUGAAGACCUAGAGAUAAUAUUCUCAAGAUUUGGGUCCAUAAAAAGCUGUGAAGUUAUUCGAGAUUGGAAGACAGGAGAAUCUCUUUGUUACGCCUUUAUUGAGUUUGAAAAGGAAGAAGAUUGUGAGAAAGCCUACUUCAAGAUGGAUAAUGUACUUAUAGAUGACAGAAGAAUUCAUGUAGAUUUUAGCCAGUCUGUUGCAAAGAUAAAAUGGAGAGGGAAAGGUGGGAAAUAUACCAAAGAUGAUUUCAAGGAUUACGAAAAGGAACGUGACAAAACUUCCAAAUUAGCUCUGAAGGAGAAAGUAAAGCCCAAACAAGAUGCAAAAUAUGACCUCAUCCUGGAUGGAGAGAGAGAAGAAUCCAGAGCACAUCACUCCUACCCAGGCAAAAAACACAAGAAGAAAAAACACUCCCAUUCUGAUGAAGAGGAGGAUGCCGGGCAAAUCAGAAAACACAAGGACUCGGGUAAAGAGCCGGGACGCCGGAAAUGCGAUGAGGAAUGUCCUCGAGAGAAACGAAAGGGUGAAAAGAGAAACAGGCAUCAAAGCCGCAGUCGCAGCCGAUCUCGGGACACAGACAACCGACAUGGCUACAGCAAAUCUAAAGACAGAUGCAGAGAAGAACCCCGAGAGAGAGAGAAGAGGAGGGAGAGAAGUAGGACCCCUAAGAAGUCCAAAGACAAAGAACGAUCUAAGAACAGAUGAGGAAAAAUGACAUGGAAGGAGGUGGCUGGAAUAUGAAUUCUAAUCCCACGUCUGUCAUCCUCCUGCUGGUGGACUUUCUGAACCGUUGGCCCCCACCUUGGAUGGCCCCAUACAUGUGUGGACUUGCCUCCGAACUAGGGACCAUAACACCCACGCCCAGUGAAUUCCAAGAGGGUGGCACCUGCCAAAAUCUUUCGAACAGACGGGUCCCAGCACACCUAUGGGGAAGCCCUGCUGCACUCUCCAACUCCCUGGAGCUAUGGAAGCAGCUCUUCAGGCACCGGACCAAAGCAGUUAAAUACCAUUCUUGCCACCAGCAUGCUUGAUUUAUUUCUCUCGGGUUAUGUGGAUGUUCAAGAUGAUCACCACCGUUUUAAUAGGUGAAUUAAUAAAGGAUUUUGCGUUUUCUACGUGUA
Messenger RNA from Ornithorhynchus anatinus (platypus), 1910 nucleotides. It is a transcript of the gene PPIL4, whose product is annotated as peptidylprolyl isomerase like 4. Lineage: Eukaryota; Metazoa; Chordata; Mammalia; Monotremata; Ornithorhynchidae. The record is from RefSeq and is a predicted model, not a curated record. The transcript has 13 exons. Gene Ontology annotation, biological process: protein peptidyl-prolyl isomerization. Gene Ontology annotation, molecular function: peptidyl-prolyl cis-trans isomerase activity; RNA binding. Gene Ontology annotation, cellular component: nucleus. The coding region runs from base 31 to 1494 and encodes 487 amino acids.